AUGGCAGCGCUGGCGCUGGGGGACCUGUUCUCUGCCUGCGAGGAGACCAUCGCCAACUCUGUGCGAGGCCACUCCUGCCCGGUGAACGUUGACAUUGUGGACAUCUAUGAGUCUAUCCGUGAAAGGCAGCGUCAUGACAGCGAAAGGUCUACCUGCAGCACCUUGGAGCAGAACGACAUUGAAGCCGUUGAAGCGCUUGUUUGCAUGAGCUCCUGGGGUCAAAGAUCACAGAAAGGUGACAUAUUAAAGAUAAGGCCACUUACGCCCUUCUCAGAUUCCGGUGAUUUCACAAUGCACACCGAGGCUACGUCUGAAUUACCAAAGGACUAUUUAUCUACACUGUGCAUGACCCCUCCGCACAGCCCUGACUUUGUUGAGAUAUCAGCUGCUAUGCUUCUCUCCUCACAAGUCACUUAUUCCAAACCAAGGACUGUCAUGGCGAACACAGCUGCCUGCUCAGUCACAUCAGCGACCAGUGCCUCUCCCAUAACCAAGCCAUCCGUUACCAACAUGGAGCGACAGUGCAGUCGGAAGCCAGUGAUAUCCGAAUCCCUCGCCCCUCAGCCUUGCAGGGCCAUGGCAACAAGCGUGAUACGUCACACAGACUGGUGUGAGGCGGAUGACCGAAGACAUUCCAGAUUGCCACAGGACACAUGUGCUACGGGUGAUUUGGUUAACAAAACCUCUCCGGUACAUCAGCCUUGUGCACAUGACUCCAGUGAUACUGUGACCAAUAAAGGACAACUACCGGUCCGGCCCGUUUCACCGCAGACCCACUUACCAAAGAAUUGUGAGAAUGACUUGCAAAAAAGAGCUACCCCAGUGACACCUGCCCCUGUUUCAAGCCCCCAAGUUCUCUGUCAGAUGAUCCCUUUAAAUGGACAAAGCAGUAUGAUCAAUGCCUAUGUCAAGCCUUCAACUCCAACAGUCUCAACGCCCAUGAAACCCAUUUUACCGCAGACAGCCCCGCUCCCUCAGCCUGUACUUAUGGGACCUUCUGUGCCUCAGGGGACCGUCAUGUUGGUUCUUCCACAGACUGCCGUCACACAGACGCCGCAGUGCCCGCAAACAGUGAUGACUGUUGGGAACACCAAGUUACUGCCCCUUGCUCCUGCUCCUGUGUUCAUCGCUUCUGGUCAAAGCUGUGCCCCCCAGAUGGACUUUUCUAGACGGAGGAAUUACGUUUGCAACUUUCCUGGCUGCAAGAAAACCUAUUUCAAAAGUUCCCACCUUAAAGCCCACCUUCGCACCCACACUGGAGAAAAGCCUUUCAGCUGCAACUGGGAAGGCUGUGACAAGAAGUUUGCCCGCUCCGACGAGCUGUCACGCCACCGUAGAACUCACACAGGAGAGAAGAAGUUUGCUUGUCCCGUGUGUGAGCGUCGCUUCAUGCGCAGCGAUCACUUGACAAAGCACACCCGCCGCCAUAUGACCACGAAGAAGAUCCCCAGCUGGCAGACGGAGGUUGGCAAACUCAACAGAAUCGCCACAGCAGAGAAACCGAAAAGCAGCAGUGCUCUGAGCAUGCUCAUCCCCGUGCCAUCGUCUGUCUGUCAGGGCUAGUGUGAGGAAACACCUUCU
Molecule: messenger RNA, 1581 nt
Organism: Opisthocomus hoazin
Lineage: Eukaryota; Metazoa; Chordata; Aves; Opisthocomiformes; Opisthocomidae
Source: RefSeq, a predicted model, not a curated record